AUGAAGAUUCUACAUCUUAUUAUUUUUCUUGUAAAUAUAUUUUCAAUAAUAUCUCAAUCACCUGAUCAACUUUAUGAUGAAUUAUUUCAAGCUGUACAAAUGCAACGUAUAUUUUCUGAUACGAAAACAUUUUGUGAUGUUAUUCCACGUGAAUUAACUCCAAAUGAAAUUCUUCUUUUAUAUCGAAACGAAUAUAAUAAAUCAACAUUUAAUUUAACAUCAUUUGUUUUAAAUAAUUUUAUUUUACCAAAUAUAACAAUAAUUGUACAUGAACAAUGGACAAUUGAAGAACAUUGUCAUCGUUUAUGGUCAUUAUUAACACGAACAACCAAUGAAAAUUAUUCAUCAUUUAUGGAUGUUCCAUAUCCAUUUAUUGUACCUGGUGGACGUUUUAGAGAAUUUUACUAUUGGGAUACUUAUUUUACAAUGUUAGGUUUAAUUCGAUCAAAUGAAACACAAUUAAUAAAAAAUAUGUUAGAUAAUUUUGCUUAUUUAAUACGAAAAAUUGGAUUUAUUCCAAAUGGUAAUAGAUAUUAUUAUGAAGGUCGAUCUCAACCACCAUUUUUUUCCUUAAUGACUGAAUUAGUUAAUCAAACAAAUAAUUAUCGUUAUGAAUUAGAAUUAGAAUAUCAAUUUUGGAUGACUAAAAGAAAUAUAACAUUAGAUGAUGGUACAAUUUUAAAUCGAUAUUAUGAUGAAUUCCAUGAUCGACCAAGAAUGGAAGCCUAUUUUAAAGAUGUUCAAUUAGCAAAUAAAAUAAAUAAUACAAAUAUAUAUGCACAUCUUCGUGCAGCUGCUGAAUCCGGUUGGGAUUUUAGUUCUCGAUGGAUGGAAAAUGAAACAGAUUUAUCAACAUUAAUAACAACACAUAUUAUUCCUAUUGAUCUUAAUUGUUUAUUAUAUCAUUUAGAAUUAACAUUAGGUAAAAUAGAGCAAGCUAAAUAUCGUCAACAAGCUAUACAAAAAUAUAUGUGGUCAAAUGAACGAAAAUUUUUUUUUGAUUAUAAUUAUAUAAAAAAACAAUUAACAAAUCGUUUAACAUUAGCAGCUGUUUUUCCUUUAUGGCUUAAUGUUGCAACUAAAGAUCAAGCACAAUAUGUUGCACAACAAAUUGAAUUCUUAUUUUUACAUGAUGGUGGUGUUGUUACAACAUUAGCAAAUCAAAGUUCACAACAAUGGGAUUAUCCGAAUGGAUGGGCGCCAUUACAAUAUAUUACAUAUCGUGCUUUACUUAAAACUUCUGGUUAUGAAUCACUUGCUCGAAUAAUUCGUCAACGAUGGAUGAAUAUUAAUGAACGUGUAUUUAAUAAUACAGGUAAAAUGAUGGAAAAAUAUGAUGUUAUCGAUACGAAUAAAUUAGCUGGUGGUGGAUUAUAUGAAACACAAGAUGGCUUUGGUUGGACAAAUGGAGUUUAUUUAGAAAUGCUUUAUGAUAAUAAUAAUGAUCCACAAUUAUCAAUAUGA
Molecule: messenger RNA, 1464 nt
Organism: Adineta steineri
Lineage: Eukaryota; Metazoa; Rotifera; Eurotatoria; Adinetida; Adinetidae
Source: the annotation of a GenBank genome assembly